Molecule: messenger RNA, 1647 nt
Organism: Exophiala aquamarina CBS 119918
Lineage: Eukaryota; Fungi; Ascomycota; Eurotiomycetes; Chaetothyriales; Herpotrichiellaceae
Exons: 1
Coding region: 1-1647 (548 amino acids)
Molecular function (GO): protein binding
Source: RefSeq, a predicted model, not a curated record
AUGGAGGCUUCUGGGAAUCAUUCAAUAGGCGCUGGUGGCCAAAUCCAUCCCCAUGCGCUCACAUUUACGGGGGACUCUCCCGCAACGAUCGAAAAUAAUCACGGUACGAAUCAGGUAGCUAGCGUGGGUCACAUGCAGCUUAACCGCGCUAUCCUAAACAGGUCGGAAAACGAGCUUAGAGGACUGCUCUCCCAGGGCGCUCCGGUCAACGUACGAGAUCGUUCUGGGUACGAGCCACUUCAUCACGCAGUUGCAUAUCAAGAUGAGAAAGUGAUACAACUCCUACUAGACUUUGGUGCAAAUGUUGAUGCCAAAGUUGGAAUGGAUCGUACCGCUUUACAUCUGGCAGUACGGAAAAAGAUUUCAUUGAGGGUUCUCUUGCGAGCAGACUGUAAUCUCAACGCACAAGACGCACAAGGCAAUACUCCGCUACUUUGGCUCCUGUCCCAACCACUCCCUGAUGAUUCCCUCGACGAAAAUAUCCGCCUUCUCAUCACCGCGGGGGCCGAUGUCAAUGUUACCAACAAUAGUGGAAAUAGUGCAUUCCACCUCCUCCUGAAUCAAGUGAACAACGACAAUACGCAUGUCUAUAAGAUGGUACAACAUUUUCUCGAGGCUGGAGCCGACACCUUCCUUCCUAAUAGAGUUGGCAGACUGCCAUUUGAUGUGUUUCUACAACGGUCUCGAUUUCUACACCGAGGUGAUCGUACAUCCACCUCCGACGAUAAGUCUCACCCCUGGAAACAGUGGAUAGAGAGCGCGGAGGGUUGUUUCUUGGCCUUCCUUGAGAGCGGAGUGGAUUUCAACGUACGAGAUACUUCGGAUGAGCUGGUAGCUCAUCUUUAUCUGCAGCGACGAUAUCACAUGUCCUCCCCAAUCACCAAACAGGUCACAAGCCUCUUGAGCCAAAAGGUGGAUCUCAACAAAAUAGGAAAGAAUGGUAACCAUUACAUUCACGAGCUAGUGACCUUUGUCGCUGCACAUAGAUACUAUCCAGGCGGGGAAAAUGAUUUGCGAACGGUGCUCAACAGGGGAGCGGAUCCAAAUCUCCAGAAUAUACAGGGAAGUUCGCCGAUAAUGGUACUCCUGACUUUUCAACAAGAGUAUGGCCUUUCAAUUUGGGGUCAUAGUAUGAAUGACCUCUUGGAAAUUCUCUUGAAGAGUGGCGCAAAACCUUGGAUUCGCGACAAUUCUGGGAAUCUGCCCAUAUAUGAAGCAGCACGAAAUUUCCCAAGCAGUGCUCGUGAAAUAACACAGAUGCUAUUGUUGAUAAAAAGAGAAGAAGACACGUCGCAAGAUCGAGAGACACUGGAGUGGUACGACAACACUAAGCACAAGAAAGAUUCGUCAUGGUGGGACGCAUGGGACCGAGCUGUUGCAGAUGACGAUUGGGAUCGGCACAAGGCCUGUUUGGAUGUCGCAAGAAAGUCAUUGCCUGUCGAUAUCCAGGAGACUUUCUACAAGAUUAUGAUAGGCAUACUAGCAGAAAUCUAUCUCGAGAAAGCCAAGGAGAGGUUCUCAGCGAAAGAGAUCUCGUUGAACGAGCGCCGGAGUUUUAUCUCUUCAAUUACUAAAGACGCAAGGAUGUUAAGGUUUCAUCUGGAUCGCACCUGGUUAGAAUGGGCCGUAACUAUCCUUGAAGAAUGA